Molecule: messenger RNA, 1668 nt
Organism: Theobroma umbraticum
Lineage: Eukaryota; Viridiplantae; Streptophyta; Magnoliopsida; Malvales; Malvaceae
Gene: ATMPK13
Product: Protein kinase superfamily protein
Biological process (GO): protein phosphorylation
Molecular function (GO): ATP binding; MAP kinase activity
Source: RefSeq, a predicted model, not a curated record
GAAACCAAGUCCAAUCAAUCAUCAAAGUUGUCUUAUAAACAAAUAAAAAGAAAUCAGCAAAGUAUCAAAGAAACUUGUUGAUUCUGAUGUAGAAGGCGAUGAAAGGCAAAGUCUUCGUCCACUCCAAUGCCAAAGACCAUUUAAGGAAGAAGACGGAGAACGAAGUAAUGGCGGUUGAUAGCAGAGGAAUCCCAACAUAUGGUGGCAGAUAUGUCCGUUACGACGUCUUAGGUAUCAUCUUUGAGGUUUCUUCUAAGUAUGUCCCUCCUAUUCAGCCUAUUGGUCGUGGCGCUUAUGGCAUCGUUUGCUGUGCCAGGAAUUCCGAGACAAACGAAGAGGUUGCGAUUAAAAGAAUUGCGAAUGCAUUUGAGAACAGGAUUGAUGCUAAAAGAACACUCCGUGAGAUCAAGCUCCUUUGUCACAUGGAUCAUGAUAAUAUUGUCAAAAUCAAGGAUAUUAUACUGCCACCGGAGAGGGAAAAGUUCAAUGAUGUGUACAUUGCAUAUGAGCUAAUGGACACUGAUCUCAAUCAAAUAAUACGGUCUAGCCAGCCUCUCACUGAUGAUCACUGUCAGUAUUUCCUAUAUCAACUGUUACGGGGCCUGAAGUACAUACACUCUGCAAAUGUUUUGCACCGAGACCUAAAACCUAGCAACCUGCUUCUUAAUGCAAACUGUGAUCUUAAAAUUUGUGACUUUGGUCUUGCAAGAACCACCUCAGAGACAGACUUCAUGACAGAGUAUGUUGUAACCAGGUGGUAUCGGGCACCUGAGUUGCUCCUCAACUGUUCGGAGUAUACUGCAGCUAUUGAUAUAUGGUCAGUUGGUUGUAUUUUGAUGGAGAUAAUUAGAAGGGAGCCACUUUUUCCUGGUAAAGACUAUGUUCAGCAGUUGGGGCUUAUUACUGAGCUAGUAGGAUCUCCAGAAGAUUCAGAUCUUGGAUUCCUUAGGAGUGACAAUGCUCGAAAGUACGUUAGGCAGCUUCCUCGAUUCCCAAAGCGACCUUUUGCAGAAAAGUUUCCAGAUGUGUCUCCUGUGGCAAUUGAUCUUGCAGAGAAAAUGCUGGUUUUUGAUCCAAGCAAGCGCAUCACUGUCGACCAAGCACUGAAUCACCCAUUUUUAUCAAGUCUUCAUGAGAUCAAUGAGGAGCCCACUUGUCCAUCUCCUUUCAUCUUUGAUUUCGAGCAGACGACCUUGAACGAAGAAGACAUAAAAGAGCUCAUAUGGAGGGAGUCUUUGAACUUCAAUCAAGAUAAGAUGCUCGAAUGAAGUCACUAACAAGCGUCUCCCGAUUUUGUUUUAUGCUGUUUUGCGUCAGUAAAGUCUGUUGGUUUUGGUGAAAAGGCUUGCUUAUAUAUAAAUACAAGAUGACUUGUGUUCUAGCAGAAAAAAAUCAGGGAGAUAGGUUCUCCCUGGAGGUAUUGAGAUUUGAGAUGGUAGAAUGGGUGUUCGUUUCUUGGGUUUAUUUGGGAGUUAAUGGAUUCAGAUUAUAUUUAGGAAUCCAAUCAUCUUAAGGGUGAUAUGUCUGUAUAAAAGAUGGCUAGAGUCUCUUGGCCUCUUAUUGUGUAUGGGAUAUGUCUGUAUAUUUUUUACAUCCAGUUUAUUUUUACGAGAGAAACAACAAACAGAAGAAAGGGUAGCAAUAUAUAGACUUUGUUUUCAAUUUUCA